This is a messenger RNA of Podospora anserina S mat+, 7932 nucleotides long. RefSeq lists its product as uncharacterized. NCBI's taxonomy places the organism in Eukaryota, Fungi, Ascomycota, Sordariomycetes, Sordariales, Podosporaceae. The record is from RefSeq and is a predicted model, not a curated record. The transcript has a single exon. Bases 1 to 7932 code for a protein of 2643 amino acids.
AUGAAGGCUUCAGCCGUGGUUGUUGGCCUUGCUUCGGUCAUUACCAUUCUCAAUUCGACGCCUCUCACAUUGGCUCGUGAGGAUGGCGGUCUGUGGUCACGUUUCAGACGGGCAGUUGGACUCCCUGCUGUUCCCGAGGUGGGAAUAUCACAUGUGAGCUAUGAGCGUUUGGUGCCUAGGCAAGAUCCAGGAGAGGAUGGUGGGAAUGGUGGGGAUGGUGGUGGAGAUGAUGGCGACGAUGAGGAUGGCGAUGAUGAUGGUGAAUGGACGGAUGAUGGUGGUGAUGAUGAUGGUGACGGUGUCGAUGAUGGGGAUGAUGGGGAUGAUGGAGAUGAUGGGGUUGAUGGGGAUGAUGGUGAUGAUGAGGAGCCACUGGGAUAUGGGCCCCCUCCGCCACCUGUUUCAACUACCAGUGGGGGGUAUGGCUACACUACGCCUGGUAAGUUCUGCGUUUUUGUUUUGUUGUGCGAUCAUGGAUCGUGUGCUGCUGUGAAUAGCUUACUGACCUUUGAUGGACAUAUAGGAAACCCUUAUGACACCACUGGUUCGAAUGAGCCGGAGAAGACGACAUCGUCAAAUGAGUACACUUUCACCACUCCAAGCUCGACUGGGGGGUAUACGUUUUCGACGUCCAGCACGGAAUCUUCCGAGAGCACAUCUCCUUACCCUAUGACAUCGACUACCUCGGGCGUGUCUUCCACAUCUACGGAGGGCACCCCUACGUUUACGACAAGUUCGGAGACAUCAGCCAGCGCAUCAUCCUCUCCGAGUGUUACGCCUUCUCUCGGCUCCUUUUCGGUGACAGGGUCGCUUCCACCUGAAUCGUCAACACCUGUCUCGAUUACUAGCUCUGUGUCGUCUAGUGCUUUGACCAGUACAUUGUCUGGAUAUUCAACCGGGCCUUCGAGUGAGAGUCCUUCUGCUUCUUCCGGUGGCCCAACAUCGAGCACAGGCUCAGCAUCGGCAGGGAUCUCUACCGGCAGCAGUUCCGGGACUUCUUCCGUGCCAUCAUCUGUUUCUUCAGUCAUUAGCUCGGUCUCAGGUCCAAGUUCUGUUCCAAUCAGUCUUUCAAGCACAUCAGGGGUUAGUUCCAGUGAAGUACAAACUGCAGCAUCCAGUCUUAGCAGUGGUUCGAUGGAACCAACCGGGUCUUCAACAACUUUGAUCAGCUCAUCUAUAGUCGGGAGUACAGAAUCGACCACGUCGGGCACAGCAACGACGGCUGCGACCACAAGCUCUCCGGUGUCACCAUCAUCCACUUCUCCUAAUGAGACGUCGAGUAGCACAACGGCCGCAAGCGAAUCUCAGUCAACAAGUGCUUCUGCGGUGCUGACAACAACCGGGACUGUGACACUGACAGCGACUGGUACAUUUAUUUCGAUCUCAGGUUCACUCUCCAUUGUGUCGCCGAGCACCUCGACCUUGUCUACCGAGUCCGCUUCCGAGACGCCAAUAAGCACUGGCAGCAGCCGCACUGGGACCGCCGCUUCAUUGUCGACAACCUCUGUUGAAUCGUCAAGUUCUCUUUUGACUAGCGAAACAGGAGGCUAUCCUACGUCUUCGUCAAGCCAGCCCUCAGGAUGGAACUCGACAGCCACAACCGCCCCAACUGGGUCCGGUGGAAGCUCUACGGUUCCAGGUGCCAAUACAACACAGAGUGAAAUCUCUUCCGUCACUCUUACGCCAUCCUUGGCUGGCUCAGUCUCGAUCAGCACAAUUUCGCUCGGAACUUCUUCGUCAGUACUCAGCAGUUUGACCAGCAGCAUUCCCUAUGUCAACACAACAAUUGGUGGUGCAUCAGUCACAACAUCGUCGUUGCCAUCGUCAAACAGCUCAGUAUCAGUGCCAGAAUCUAGCACUGGAACUUUGCCGUCUACAAGCACUGCACCAUACGGAUAUAACACCACGUCUUCAACAACGGGAGUUGAGGGUUCAGUAACUGCUACAUCCUCGUCAUCGGCAGGUCUCUCGACCUCGACCUCUUCGGUUCCCGUUCCAACGACAUAUCCUUAUACCAACAGCUCCUUGCCUUUAAGUGAAAGCUCAACCGCCUCUGAACCAUUUGCACCCUUUGGUCCUGGAACGUCUCGCCCUGCAACAACAUCGGGACGCUCAUCUUCCUUCUCAAAUGUGACUGGCACUUCAACGUCUGGAGGAUUGCCUUCAACAUCUUCAUUUGCCACUGUAACAUCUUCGUCUUCAGUCUCAGUGACAACACUGCCUUCUGGAUCUGGUACCAGUUUUGGUUCAGCUGGUCCAACUGGCUCAUCUUUGCAACCAUUCCCGUCCGGCAAUUCGAGCUCCAGCCUUCCAGGCUCCGCUGGUCCCAGCACAGCUUAUCCAUUCACCACGCCAGGAAAUGCCACCUCGUCUACCGUGUCAAGCACAAGCAGUAGUACAUUGCUAUUUCCAACUUCAUCGACUGGAUCCAUCCCAUUUGGCACCGCCACCUCUUCGCAACCGGGCACCUUACCUACAACUUUUGCGUCUGGGACCAGUGUUACAAUACCAUUUCCAUUUCCAAACUCUACAGAAUCCGGAGGCAGCACCAGCAUUGGAAGUAACGGCCCUGGUCCAACGCCAUCAAGCUAUGGGACAUCAACUGGAAUCUUUUCUGGGCUCUCCAGCGUGCCAAUCGUGGUAUCUCCCUCGCCAGGUUCGACUAGCCUUGUGGGCACAGAGACCUCUGGUUUUUCAGUGCCUGCUUCGAGCUUCGGAUCAUCGUCGGUGCCUUAUCCACUUCCAAACAGUACUAUCAGCUCUGGUGGCACUGUGCCUGGGUCAGGGGUGGGCUCUUCAACUGCAACCCCAUCAUCUGGAUUACCUGUAAGCUCGCCGUCUCUGUCGUCUAACGGCUCUGUGCCUGUGAGCUCCAGUAGCCCUGGUGUGCCGACAAUUCCACCGGUGCUGUCAUCUUCGCUUCCCUUUCCUUUGCCAAAUAGCACAUCAACCGUCGCCGGCCCUGGUACUGGUAACUCGCCUACUGGGACGACACCCCCUAUCAACACGCUUUCGACCCUCACACCUACUGCGUUGCCGACAACAUCGGCCCCAUAUCCUACUGGAAAUACUACAGUCCCAUCUGCGAUCCCCGGCACGAGCGGUGCGCAAACAAGUACGGUAUCCAAAGGCAUCUCUUCUUUGACGGGCAGUCUUUCGCCGUCUGUUCCUUUUCCAUUGUCAAACUCCAGCUCAUCAAGCUAUUACUUUCCUACGGGCACUGGUUCUUCUGGAGCAUCAUUGCAACCAACCUCUUUAUCUUCUCCGUCCUCAACUUCAUCUGGUGUUCCAGGAACAAGCACUCCAUCCGUCUCGAGCCCCAACGGCACCUCACUAACAUCAAGUGCGCCGUACCCAACCGGGAACUUCACUACGACGCCAAAACCAACAGGGACAAUCCCAGGCACAGGGAGCUCUGGUCUACCAUCAAGUCUUUCAACAUCAACCCCGAGCUCUCUUUCUUAUCCAUUUGCAAAUUCUACCACCAUCGUCGGUCCUUCGGGAACAAACCCGAUACCCGGGACCGAGAGUUCACUGACUGUGCUGUCACCUGGAACAUCAAGUGGAACAGCACCAGCCGUGUCGACUGGAAGCGGAACGGCGUCAUAUCCUUGGAGCAAUUCGACUGGAGUAACAAGCGGACCAUCAGGAACAGGCUCAACGUCUGGCACCGCAAGCGAGACUUACAUUCCGUUGACGAAUAUCACAGCCUCAAUCUCGGGGACAGAAAUUGUCACAACUGCAUCAUCGAGCGGAACUGCACCGUCCGGUCUUGCAUCUUCGGCCAUUGGCACCUCGUCUGUGCCAUAUCCGCUCACAAACACAUCUGCUUCGUCCCCGGGCCCAAACUCGCCUGGGACUAGUCCCAUCGGCCCUACCAGUUCUGGAAUAUUUGGAAGCACGGUCACGAACUCUGUCCCUCCUUUCCCUACUGGCAAUUAUUCAGUCCCAUUUGGUACAGUCACAGCCCCAGGUAGUAUCAGCACGGGCGGCUUCUCAACGCUGCCAACGGCUUCAUCCAGCUCGGUAGCUAGUCCAGGACCUUCCUAUCCCCUGGGAAAUUCAAGCACGACGAUUGAACCAACCGGAUCAGGGUUCUCAAGCGGAUCGAGUCCUUUAUCAACGAGCUCUUCUGGCCCUUCCUCCAGUUUGCCUCCUUUUCCACAGUCGAAUUCAUCAUCCACUCCACCGACAGGCUCCGGACUGUCAAGUGGUGCCAUCCCCUCGUCUGGUUAUGGUUCCUCGACCGUGCCUCCUUUCACAUUCACCAACUCUAGCUUCACUGCAGAGCCCACUGGUGCGCCAGGGUUAUCUACCGGGGCAACUGCUUCAUCUGGAUCAACAAUUCCUUCUCCCUCCGGCAGCUCGACGAGUCUUCCACCCUUCCCACUGCCCAAUUCUACCUUCACAUCAGAGGCGACAGCUGGGACUGGAGCUUCUAGCCAAACAGUCCUCACAACGGGAACAGGAUACCCAGCAUACUCUUCUGCGAGCCCUCCAUUCUCCUUGUCAAAUGCUAGCUCCACUUUGGGACCGACAGCCUAUUCGAGUGGUAUAGUGCCAUCACCAUCCGGAACAGGCGUGAUUGGGUCUUCAUCGGGUGUUCCUUCAAGUCUUCCCCCAUUUCCGACAACAAACACGAGCUUUCCCCAGGGUUCUACAAGCGCACCAGGAUUGUCCACGGCGCCUACAUAUUCAGGAACGGGUAUCUUCUCUAUUCCAACUGGACCCUCUUCCAUCACACCACCAUUCCCAACCUUCAACUCAAGCUCGGUACCCACAGGCUCAAGAGGAACUUCUGUUCCCGGGGUAGCCUCUUUCAGCACUGGGAUCAGUAGUGUGUUGCCUGAAAGCUCUUCCGUCGUGGCCCCAUUCCCAACUACCAACGGCACUACUUAUCCUGGACCUACUGGCACAUCAGGACCGUUUAGCACUGGAGUUUCAAGCUCAACGCUGCCGUCUACCGAAGCACCAUUUCCGUUCCCCAACACGACGUUCCCUGUCGGGCCAAGUGGUACAGUACCCGGACUCUCAACCUCGGGAACCGGGAUUUCUUCCUUGUCCCCAUCAUCCUCUAGCCAGCCACCUUUUCCACUACCAAACUCUACUAUUCCGGUAUUCCCCAGCAGUGGCACUGCGGGUCCGUCGCCAGGUACUGUGACAGGUGUUACUAGUUCAAUCCCAUCGAGCUCGGCAUCUGCUCCAUACCCGUACUCAAAUACGACAUCGGCGCCUGGGCCAAGCGGUUCAUUACCAGGGACAGGAACGGUUGUGCCGCCAGCAUCCGGGACAGGUGGCACCGGGGAUUCCUCUCUUUAUCCCACGAGCAGCACUCCAUACCCAUUCGGAAAUACAACCACGCCUUUAUCGACAGGAGGAGUCACUGGGGGAACAAGCAUUCCUGUGAUUGAGUCUUCCAGCGCAGCACCAUAUCCUUACCCGAACUCGACUACCAAUGCUAUCACGACUGCCGGUGUGACAGGGACAGGCCCCAGUCUCACUGCACCGUCUAGCACAGCACCAUAUCCUUUGUCGAAUGUGACUUCGCCUAUUCCUACUGGGACUGCCGGUACUGGGACGGCUCCUUCAACGUCUCUCUCCACUGGCAUCGCGCCUUAUCCUUAUCCAAAUGGCACCAUUACAACCCCAUUCGGCGGUUCUACCGGUGGCUCGAGUAGUGGGACAGGGAUCUCAUCAGCGCCUUUGAGCAGCAGCGCACCUUAUCCCUUGACAAAUGGGACGGUGACUGGGUUAACCAGCGGUCCUACCGGAGGGCCAACAGGGGGAACUGGAUCCUCUUCUGCUCCCCCUAGUAGCAGCGCGCCCUAUCCUUUCACAAAUGAAACCACUAUAGGACCAUUUAGCGGUCCAGCUGAAGGAACAGGUAGUGGAUCUGGGCUUCCGACAACGAAUGCCCCCUAUCCCUUGACGAAUGCCACAUCUUUCCCAGCCGGCACUGGCUCAAUAGGACCCUCAUCCGGCCUCCCAACCACCAGCCCUCCAUACCCGCUUCCAAACUCAACUGUCACAACCGGCGGCAGUGUCCCCUCAUCUGGCCUACCAACGACCACUGCGCCGUACCCGCUCUCGAACACCACAUCUUUUGGGCCUGCUAGUGCCACUGGAGGGAUAAGCACCUCUUCAAGUCUUUCAACAACUGUUCCGCCAUUCCCAUUGACCAAUGCCACAAUGACACCGAUUGGUACAGCCACCGGGGGCACAGGCGUAUCAUCGAGUCUGUCUACGAGUAUUCCACUCUACCCCUUGCCCAAUAGCACAUAUACCCCAGCGGAGAGCGGAACUGGAGGCACAGGUUUUUCAUCGGGCUUGCCAACAGUUAGCCCGCCAUAUCCAUUACCGAACACCACUUCCGGGGGCAUCACUAGAAGUACCGGAGUUUCCUCUGGUCUUCCUACGAGCAGUCCACCGUCCCCACUGCCCAAUGUUACAUACUCAGCUGUUAGCGGCAGUACUGGCGCGACGUCAGCCCUUUCGUCCACAACUCCUUUGUACCCAUUGCCGAAUGUAACAUACACUGUCCCAGGCAGUCUGACAGGUACCAGUCCUUCAUCUGGUCUUCCGACGACAAGCACUCCUUAUCCAUUGACGAAUGCCACUUCAACAAUUACGGCUGGCUCUGGUACAGGAUUGUCCACGGGCACAUCCUCCACUGCACCGUACCCUUUUGGGAAUACAACCAGCACCACGACAGCUGAACCUUUUGGAACGGGAGUCUUGCCUAGCUCUUCGGCAUCAGUCACAGGAAGUGUCAUUCCCAGUUCUGGAACUGGUCUUCCGACCACCAGCAUCCCUGGAACAUCACAACCCUCGGCCCCGUAUCCUCUUUCAAACUCAACCUCGCUCACUGGGCUUACGGGGUCAUCGGGCCCUCCAGGUACAGGCAGCACGUCAGGGACAGGUCCAGCGACAUCUGUGCCGGGCCUUCCAUCGACUUCAGUUCCGUACCCCUUCCCGAACACAACCAUUCCUGGAGUUCAGUCUGGGCCCUCAAGCGCUUUGGGCACAAUCACUACUGAGAGUGGUAGCUUAGGGACCGUUUCGGUAUCGAGCAUUUCAGGAUCAUCGACUCCGCCAUAUCCAGCAGGAAACUCGACAAUACCCAUCAAUCCAACUGUCGUAUCAGGGACAACUGUCACUGAGACUGGUGGUUCUGAGCCUGUGUCCACCAACAGUCUCUCGUCUAUUCCAUUCCCCUUCCCGAACUCAACAGAAACCUCUGGGCCCACGGCUAUUCCCCCACUUCCAGGUCCCUCGAGCAGCUUCCCUCCUCUUAACUCAUCUGGGACCGCGCCGUACUCCUCUCCGGGAACCAUUGGAACCGGAAUUUCCAGCUCUGCAUCUACCCUGCCAUCAAGCACUGCACCUUACCCUUUGAUCAACUCCACAACUACUGUCAUCAGCGGAACAACGGUGAUCACUGUCACGACUGGUACAGGCUCAGCCCCGCCAUUGUCAACUGGUGAAUCGACGACAGGCCCCAUCUUGUCAACUGGCAUAUCGUUGACGAGCAGUUCAACUCCAGGCACCGAAUCUUCAGCGCCAGUGAUAACUUCAUCUCCGGGUGCAUCAUCUGGAAUCUCGACGCCAUCCUUGAGUAGUAUCACAUCUGCGCCAUUCCCCUAUCCGAACGUCACCAGUUCCAUAGAUACCACCUGUUUGACCAAUUCCACGACGACACGCCAUCACCACUCAAAAUCGAAGCAUCAUCAUCACAAGACGAGGACACACUCCACUGUCUCUGGGGCCUUUUCAACGACGUGCAACGAGACGACUUUCAGAACACUGAUCUCUUCUCGCGUCUCUGGGACCGUGAUCUCCUCGUACUGGAAGAACGUCACCUCAACGGUUAGCCAAAGCCUUGGUAUGUAUCACUUUCUGACUGAAAAAGGACCAUGGCUAACCUCUAUGUAG